Messenger RNA from Mizuhopecten yessoensis (Yesso scallop), 1347 nucleotides. Its product is annotated as extensin-1-like. NCBI's taxonomy places the organism in Eukaryota, Metazoa, Mollusca, Bivalvia, Pectinida, Pectinidae. The transcript is spliced from 2 exons. The record is from RefSeq and is a predicted model, not a curated record. Bases 1 to 1347 code for a protein of 448 amino acids.
AUGUCAAACUCCUCCAAAAUACCACCGACCGUUGUACACGUCCAAGAGACCUCCGACUGUGGUACGCCUCCUACAAAUCUCCGACCGUUGUACGCCUCCAACAAACCUCCGACUUUCGUACACCACCAACAGACCCGACUGUCAUACACCUUCAGCAGACCCCCGACUGUCAUACACCUCCGACAGACCCGACUGUCAUACAACUCCAACAGACACCGACUGUCAUACACUUUCAGCAGACCCCCGACUGUCAUACACCUCCGACAGAACCCUAACUGUCAUACACCUCCGACAGACCCCGACUGUAAUACAACUCCAACAGACCCCGACUGUCAUUCACCUAAACAGACCCCGCCUCCCAUACACAUCUCACAGACCCCCGACUUAGUACACCUCCAACAGAUCUCCGACCGUCGUACACCUCCAACAGACCCCGACUGUCAUACACCUUCAUCAGACCCCCGACUACCCCCGACCGUUGUACACCUCCAACAGAUCUCCGACCGUCGUACACCUCCAGCAUACCCGGAUUGUCAUACACCUCCAACAGACCCCGACUGUCAUACAACGCCAGCAGACCCCCAACUGUCAUACACCGCCAGGAGACCCCCGCCUGUCAUACACCUCCGACAGGCCCCGACUGUCUUACAACUCCAACAUAUCCCGACUGGCAUACACCUCAAACAGACCUCCAAUCAUUGCACACCUCUAACAGACCACGACUGUCGUACACCUCUCACAGACCCCGACUGUGGUACACUACCCACAGCCCCGCAACUGUCAUACACCUCUUACAGACCGCGACUGUGGUACACUACCAACAGCCCCGCAACUGUCAUACACCUCUCACAGACCCCGACUGCCGUACACUACCCACAGACUCCCGAUUGUUGUACACCCCUCACAGACCCCGACUGCCGUACACCUCUCACAGACCCCCGACCGUCGUACACCUCUCAUAGACCCCCGACCGUCGUGCACCUCUCACAGACCUCGACUGUCGUACACCUCUCACAGACCCCGACUGUCGUGCACCUCCCACAGACCCCGACUCUCGUACACUACCCACAGACCCCCGACUGUCGUACACCUCCAACAGACCCCCGACAAUCGUACACCUCCAACAGAAUCCGACUGUCGUACACUACCGAUAGACCCCCGACUGUCGCACACCUCCAACAGAUCGCCGACCGUCAUACACCUCUAACAGACUCCCGACUGUUGGACACCUCUUACAGACCCCCGACUGUCAUACACAUCCAACAGAACCCGACAAUCGUACACCUCCAAAAGACCCCCGACUGUCAUACACCUCUAACAGACCCCCAACAGUUGAACACCUCCUAG